This is a messenger RNA of Zootoca vivipara (common lizard), 9925 nucleotides long. RefSeq names its product chromobox 2 (gene CBX2). Gene Ontology annotation, biological process: negative regulation of transcription by RNA polymerase II. The record is from RefSeq and is a predicted model, not a curated record. NCBI's taxonomy places the organism in Eukaryota, Metazoa, Chordata, Lepidosauria, Squamata, Lacertidae. Gene Ontology annotation, cellular component: PRC1 complex; heterochromatin.
CGGGCAGUGAGGCGCUGGCGGCGAAGGAGGAGGAAAGCGCGCGCGUGCCCUGCUAGUCGAGGGAGGACGGCGGAAAAGGAGGAGGAGGAGAAGCAGCAGCAGCAGCAGCGCGCGCUCCCGGGGCCUCCCUCGCCUUGUUGUACUCGGCACAACGCUGGCUCCGCUACGAGCAAAGCAGCGGAGGGGGAGAAGAAGCAAGCGGGAGCCCGAGCCGAGCCAGCCGGCGCCAUGGAGGAGCUGAGCAGCGUGGGAGAGCAGGUCUUCGCCGCCGAGUGCAUCCUCAGCAAGCGGCUCCGCAAGGGCAAGCUGGAGUAUUUGGUGAAGUGGAGAGGCUGGUCUUCCAAGCACAACAGCUGGGAACCCGAAGAGAACAUUCUUGAUCCCAGGCUGCUCCUGGCCUUUCAGAAGAAGGAGCAUGAGAAGGAGGUGCAAAAUCGGAAGAGGGGCAAACGACCUAGAGGCAGACCCAGGAAGAACGUUGAACCGGAGGUGCCUCCAAAGAGCAAAUCCAGCAGCUCUUCUUCCUCAAGCUCCUCCUCAUCUUCCUCCUCCGAUGAAGAGGAUGAAAGUGACCUUGAGACAAAAAGAGGUCAGCGGAGCAGAGAGAGCCACCCAGUGCCUCAGAAGAAAGCUCAGAUCUUGGUUGCCAAACCUGAGAAUAAGGACCCUAUUAGGAAGAAGCGUGGGAGGAAGCCUCUGCCUCCGGAGCAGAAAGCAGCGAAGAGGACUGUCAACCUGGCAAAGGUGCUGAAAACAAACCAGAAGGAGAUGGGAGGAGGGGGAGGGGGAGCUCCCAAACUAAUGAGCAAGAUGCAGCCGCAACACAGUGCUCAGAGUUCUGGCAUUGCCAUGCUUAAAUCCCACAUGAAGGAAGCCCAAGGUGCAUUUGGUGGGUUUUGUUCCGGGGCUUCCUCCACCGACAACCUCUCCGGUAUUGUGAAAAGCACCUCGUCUGGGAGCCCAAACUGCGGCAUCAGCUGGCAGAGCUCCAUUGUACAUUAUAUGAGCAGGAUGUCGCAGAACCAGAACUCAGCAGAUGCCUCUGCCGUGGGGAGACUGACGCUCAAGUCGGCCAUGUCCUGCAAGAGUGGCCUGGGGCUCGAUUUAAAACUGAAAAACCAGAAAGCCGGCGGGGAUCUGGAGUUGACCGUGCAAGGCUCCAAGGUGACAAAGAGGCCUGGCAGCAGCAGUGCGCUGGGGGAGCAGAAAACAGGGUACGGUGCUGGCACCCAGAACUUGCACAAUGGCAACAAGCCCCCCACCGGCUCUGCCAACAGCCACCCAGCUUCCAACCAGGAGCUCAACCUCCAAGCUUUAAAUCUGCAGAGUGUGAAAAACGGGGUGAAUUCCACAGGCGGCAGCAACCUUCCCCGCCAUGCUUGUGGGACUGCGGCCAAGGGCACCGGCGGCAGCCUAGCUGUGAGCACAGGUGUGGCCAAGGGCAGUGGCUCAAACGCCACAAACGCAGGGGCAGCGUUGGCAGGCGCGGACCCUUGCAAAAGCGAGAAGCCGGCACAACGAGCAGCUGUGGGCGAGAGGGAUGCAGCCGCGAAAAGUGGCAAGCCCCCGUGUGCACAGGAGGGGUGCCCCGCGGCAGGGAACCACAAGGCUUCGGCCCUCUCUGAGAUGAGCACCGGAGAAGAGGAGACGAGCUCGGAUUCAGACAGAGAUUCUGCUUCUUUCCCCGGAGCAGGCCAGAACAUGUCCGUCUCCAUCCAGACUAGCCAGGACUGGAAGCCCACUCGCAGCCUCAUCGAGCACGUCUUUGUCACAGACGUGACAGCUAACCUGAUCACAGUGACUGUCAAGGAAUCACCAACCAGUGUUGGCUUUUUUAAUCUUAGACAUUACUGAGCUCGGAGGCAUGCAGGGGGGAGAUACGCUUCCCUCCCGCUCAUCUUGUCUCAUUGACUCUACCUGACUGUUGCCUUGGAUGCCAGAAGGGGAAACAAAACCCAGCUGCUCCCACCCUUAAUAAGCUAUAUGCUAUGACGCAGUCACUCUGCAUUGGGAGGCUCUGCGGUGGUUGACCAUGGUAGCUUCCGGCCUGUAGUUUUAUCUAUGGAACCCCCCUGAAGCAUGCAGUGGGUUCUUCUCGGGAGCCAAGUUGUUAAUGCAGCUGCCAAAAUAUAUGUGAUGCAGUGGGGGACACACUCUCUCUAGAGGAAUGGCUUUACUUGUUGAAACCAGCCAUUAUAGAGGAGGUUGGGCAAAGGCUGGUAGCCCAGGUUUUGUUGUGCUUGGGGACUCCUUAGCUUUAUGAGUUAGAAAUGGCAGAGAGAAAUGGAGAUCUAGCUGCCUGGUAAGUUGAGGGAGAGCAAGCCCUCCAGUACAAUAACAUUUGUGUUCUCCAAGGAAAACAAAUUCCUCAUUCCUUCCACCAAACAAUCCACAUUCAAACCUUGUCAUUUCCUAGGACAGUGAAACCCAAUCUAAACCCGAAUGCAAAUUUAGGAGGCUGCAAGAGAGCAUAUGAAAUGAGAAUGAUGUUUACAUUUCCUUAUUUCCUUAAGUCGAUGCAUUGGACUUGGAAGCUAAAGGGGGUGGUCUAGAAGUGGGCAUUGCCCUCAGAGCUUUUGUGGCUGGGCCUGAAGGUGCUGUUUGUUGCAAGGCCAAACUGGCAGUGGACUGCUUUAAAAGGCUCGGGUUGAACAUUGGCCCCUGGAAGCACCAGAUCUAUCUAGGAAUCUGUGUGCUGUAGUGUACAGGAAAUCAUUCCAAUAAAACAGUCUCUGAGGUCUGCUCAUGACACGGCACCCUUUUUCACUUGCCUGAAGCUGCUCAGAGUGGGGAAUCCAGCCUCCUUUUCUUCAUUAGCACCUGGGGUGUGGUUGAGGGAUACUUUGCCCAUCGCAAAAAAAAUUACAGGAGAAGCACAUGUGAAUCAUUGUUAAGAGUUUAGCUGUGCAUUCAUGUAUGGUGAAGCCGUGGCCAGUUGUGGCUUCCAAUCGUGCUUAUAUGCAGCAAAAAUCCAUACAUGCACUGGUGAGUCUUUUAUAAGAGGCCCCGUGGAACAUGUGUACUCUGUAUCCACAGCGCCUCUUUUAAAGGACUCUCCCUUUACAUAUGUUUUUUCUCACAGCGAAAAAAUAGAAGUGGAGUUCAUUCAUGUGGAGUAGACAUUUUGUCGUAUGUGAAGCAGCCCUGAGGUUUUGAUGAGCGAGAAUGUUGCUGAUAUCUGCCAAUCAAAUUUAACUAAGGGCCUUUGGUAUUUGGGCAACAGAUCCUUAGGGUUUCUAUUGGACUGAUCUCUUCCGCCGCAUCCGUGCUUGCAAGCUUGAUACAAAACAUCCCAUGCAUAUAACAUUUGGAUGGGGAGCUCCGCUUUCUUCUCCCUUACUGAUGUUUUGGACUGCAUGUAGAUCCGGCAUCCCUGGAUCAUAUAUUACUAGCCUUCACACAUGAUGCAGAGUCAAAGUUCUCCUUGUGAUUUGUAGUUACAGGAACUAUCCGUUGUGACAUCACCUGCUUACCAGUGAUUGAAACCAGAGAGGUCAACAUUUGUGUUGAGCCUGAACUUGCCUGAAAUCAAGAUGUGACUCAGUUUGAGUCUGUUUUGCUUCUCCCAAAAUAGAUGUUUCCUAUGGGUCGAACCUGUAAUCCAGGUUUGUGCUAGCACCAAGCAGCAUGUUUAUUUCUGUCAGAAUUUGACUUGUGUCCCUUCUAGCUUAUCAGGACUUUAGCAUGCUCAGAGCGGGAAGCAGGUAGGAGCAGAGAAUGUCUACAUCAGGGGUGGCUAGCCAGUGAGUUUUCUGUACCAAAGGUUUUCUGUACACCCAAAAAAACUAUUUGGCAUUAUUAAUUUUUGUUAAGCAAAUUAAAAACUGUGGUGCUAUGAUGUUCCCACUGAGAUGCUAUGGAAAGUCAGCCAGUCCUCCAAAAAUUAUGCACCUUUGGCUUGCAAAGGUACCAUUUCAUUCUCUGGUGUUGCACCAUUCCCUGAAGGUCCAAACAGGUAGAGCCCACCUACCUGUUUCCUCAGCCUUAAGACCUUGGAAUGGUGCUGUGCUGCAAUAAGAAGAGGCACUUUUGCAAGGCAAGUGGGAGGCUCUACUGCCUCUCCCUGCACUGAGCUGAUUGGGAGAGUGAGGCAGGGAGGAGCUGUCUACUUUUAUCUGCCUGGGCAUGCAAGUGAAGGGAGCAUUGGCCACACUGCAGCCAAUGAAAAGGGUUAGCCUCUCCAGGUCUCCAUUAUUUAUAAUGAAAUGCUUUCAAACCUUGGCUGCAAGGACAUGCAGCUGUGUAGCUUUCAUAAUCCUAGGGUGUAUGGACAUUAAAAUACUAGUUUAUAGGAGCUGCUCAAGGACAAAUGGGUGUGUCCCAGGCUUAAUUGUUCUGAAAGUUGAACAGCUUGUGUUUGCAUCUUAGUUGGUAGUAUGACUGUCAUAAUAUCACCCAGGCCCUAGUUUGCAACCUUUGGACCUUUUUUUUUCUUAGCAGUGGUUUGGCCUUCCAGUAUUCCUGUUUGCUCACUACUGCCACAUGAGUUUCCCAACAAGGGUAUUUAUAUGCCUUAAAAUAAAAUAAGGAUGUGAAAGGAAGUUGCAAACCUUUGGGGGAUAUUGUGCUGGUUACACUUGGGUUAACUGCAGCUCUAUAUGGAAUUGGAUAUUGAAGCAGGUUGGUUCAUUCAACCUUGCUUACGCAGAAGUAAAUGCCAUGGAAAUCAAUGGGUUUUGUUUCCAAGUACCAUAACUGCAUUUAUAAACCAGGUGCAAGUUUAUAGUUUAAGAGAUUGUGAUUGUUUAAGAGCGGUUUUAAGUUUUGGUUAGAAACACUAGCCUGGAUUCAACUAACCCAGUACAUUAGUCGAAGGCAGCAGAAAGACUCUCGCUAACUCAGUGGGGCUUUCCCCCUCUCCUUCCCUCCAAAUUCACUCUCAAGAACUGGGAGAACCCCCAGAAUAUAAUGCUCGGGAGGAGAGGGGAGAUCGUUCCCUCUGGUAAGGAGGAAUCCUUUCACUGGCAGAACACUUGUAUUAGACAGUUGAUGCAUUGGACCUUCUCUUCACAAGGAAGCUAAAUAGGUGGCUUGUACAUUGUUCAGAGAGCUUUCUAAAGAAUGUUUUGGUGAGAUUGAAGUACUAAUUGCUAGAGUGCGCACACUAGUGGUUCUAAAAACAUACUUUAUAGUAACAGUAUGAUUCCAUUAAGGAACUUUGCCCAGACCAGAGUAAAGAUUCCCUUUGGCUGAUAUGUACAAUGAUGUCACUAAUUCUAAUGUAGUAUGUAAAUGUGACCAUAAAGUCAACUUCUAAAUGAAAAGGAUCCUUGUAUAUAGCCUCAGAAAUGGAAGGAAGCAUUUAUUCUGAAUAUGCAGGUCCACUUCACAGGGGUCUGCACUCCUCUGUCCAUUUAUUAUUCUCCAUUGAGGUGUCCUUGUUUUUUGUUUGCCUUGCAGAAUAGGGACUCGUGUGUCUUAAAGCAGAGGCUCUAAACCAGGCAUCCCCAAACUCGGCCCUUUAGGUGUUUUGGGACUACAACUCCCAUCAUCCCUAGCUAACAGGACCAGUGGUCAGGGAUGAUGGGAAUUGUAGUCCCAAAACAUCUGGAGGGCUGAAUUUGGAGAUGCCUGCUCUAAACCAUUGGGCAAUACCUUAUGGUCAUAUUCCUGCCCUAUAGCUUUAGAAUAUCUGCUUCAAGACACUUGGAGCCCUGUUUUAUAAUGGUCACUUCUGUUCAUUUGUUGUGUUGUGCUUUCGUUUUGCCCCAGGAUUUAUCCUCAGGGUCUACAUGGCCUUACCUUGUUUUUCUUCUCAGCAAAGCAUGAAUGUCUCACUUUCUGGGUGCCAAAAUGCAACAGUAUGUUCUGUUAGUCUCUCUUAGUAUAAGCUCAGCCAAUGAAUUCUCCAUUUGGAAGGCUGAAGGACCUCCGCUAGCCAAUAAUUUGAAAGCUCUUGCCAAUGCCUGGCCCAGACUUAGAGUCCUAAACGUCGUUGUGUUCUUUGUCAUGCAGUUGGCAGGUCUUGGUUUUGCAGUCAAGGAGAGGGAUUUCAUAAACUUCACUUGCCUGCUAUCUCAUUGACUUUGCUGUGCAUCAAGUGUUUAUUACAUGCUUGGUUUCUGUGAAUCUUGAUUUCUUUUAAUUUCUCUUAAACCCUCUCUAUAUUAUGUGUGUAUCCCUGUGUUACACAGAGCUUGCAGUGUUGUAACUUACAUCAGUAUAUUUUCCAUUUUGCCCCAGUGCAUCCUGUUUUCUUCUAACUUUUGCCAGGCACCUAAGCUGUGCCAUCGAUUGGUUUUCUAGAUAAGCAUCUUCUGUCUACACAACCUGAAAUAUACUGUACAACAAUUUCCACUUACUGAUGGGCAUCCCUGCCUGUUUCAAACUUCUGUACAAUUUUCUUGGGAUUCUUGACUUUUGCUCUUCAGACACUGCCAUUGUAGACAAGCUUAUAUUCCACAGCUUGUCUGGAAAAUUGAAGAGUCCGUUGCUCUCUUUACCUUAGAAGUUCUAAUGCUGUGCCUUUCUACUAACCAGCUAUUUCAAUUCCAAAGUCUGUAAUCUUGAAAACACCUUUCUAACCAGCAAUGUGAUCCACUCUUCUGACAACUUGACUUGACUCCAUUCAGUUGCUUAAUGUGGAAGUAAGUGAAACAUUUAAGAAGGGGGGGAAUCUAGUUGACAAGUUGUGAAUUCAUAUACAGUUGUGGCAAAUUGGUGCUGACCAUGUUUACCAGUUGAUAAAGUUGGUAUUCAAAGCCUACCUUUAUAUAUUUUUCUUAGGUUUGCUGCUAUGUGUCUUGAGUAUAUUAGUUGUGUGGCAAACUGCUGUUUAAAGUUUUGUCACUACUUUCUCAAAUUUUGAAGAGCUUUUGUUAAAAAUUAAAAAAACAUGAAUAAUGCUACAGUAUUUGUAUAUCAAAUGGAUAUUUUUCAUCUGGAAUAAUUAAGUUGCUCUUUUGCAUUGACUGGAAGAAGUUAUCCGUUUUAAGUCACUUGGUUAAAGGUGUAGUAUGCACAGUACCAAAACUAUUUUUAAAAAAAAUCACAAAACCGAUUUAGUUUUAUAUUUUGCUGUUCACGUUCCUAUAAUAUUCAGUGUACCAGUUCUGCAUUCAAGAAGAAUUGCUUUUACAAGAAAGAAACUUGUGAGAAUUGGUUCUGUGCUUUUUGUAAUGUGUGUCAAUCACUGUGUGUUUAAUUUUUUUUUAAGCCAAAUAGUUCUUGUAUGACAUUUUCUAAUUGCUUUAACUAGAGCUGUUCCUUUGCUUUUAUGCUAAGAGAACAAAAGUUGGAGAUGUUAUUACCCUGGGAAAGCUUAGGUUCUUUGUUAGAGUGGGACAGACUUUCCAGCCAGAAUAUUAAAUAAGGCUGAAAGCAAUGUCUGCCUAUUGAUCUCACUGUGGGUUCAUUGCUGCAUUUGGGGUUUGUUUGCUUGACCCUGAUUGGCUGGCUUUGCUUGCUUCUCUUGUGUGAUGUCUUAUCUUCCAGUUUCCUUUGGCCGUUAACUUUAUAGUUUAGGCUUGAGAUUUCUAGGCUGUUUUGUGUUUUUGUUUUUUUUUAAUUUAUUUUACAGGUUAAAAGGGCUCCUAGAAGAUGCUAUGCUGGACAAUUUUUGUAUAACUUUCAAUUCAUUGUUUUAGUAUCAAUAAAUAUUUUUUUAACUUUUCAGCUCACUGUGGCCUAUGCAUAGUUCAAUUACUGUACUUGAAUUGAUUGGUUGUAUUUCUAUGCAACUUUCCAUCCAGAUGGAUCCCAAAUACUUCCUUCUCCACUGUACUCUUUCCCCCACCAAAAAAGAGAGAGAGAGAGAGAAAUUAUAAGGCACUGGUGCAUUUAAAUACUGGGCAAAAGAACUACCUAAUGUAUCAGUAGAUGUACACAAGAAAAGAAAAAUAGUCAAGUCCUUCUGCUCAUCUGGCUGACAAUUAACAGGUGCAGAGCCGGUUCUGCCAUUAGACAAUCUGAGGUGGCUGCCUCAGGUGGCAGAAGCUCCCAAGGUAGCAGCCACCCAGGCUCCCUGCCACUGCUGUCAGCUGAAUUUGUAUCAGAAAUGUGAGAUCUCGCCCAAAUUUUGCACUUACCACUGGCACCACUUCUCUGCUGGUGGCAAAAGCGGCGCCAGUGGCAAAAGGUACGGAGGCGGCAGGGCAGGGAAAGGUGGCACUCCCUGUUUUGCCUCAAGCCCUGAACAGGUGUAUCCACAAAUUAAUGUUUAUUUUCAUCUCGUCCACAUGACAUGCUAGAAGAAAUUUCCACAGAUAAUAGGAGUGUUUUCUAUCACAACCUGCCUGUUUGUUUGUAAGAGAGAGAGAGAGAUAAAAUAUUAUCCCCGCUGAAUCAUGCCAUGAUCAAAUCCCUUUAGACCAGGCAUCCCCAAACUCGGCCCUCCAGAUGUUUUGGGACCACAACUCCCACCAUCCCUAGCUAACAGGACCAGUGGUCAGGGGUGAUAGGAAAUGUAGUGCCAAAACAUAUGGAGGGGUGAGUUUGGGGGUGCCUGCUUUAGACUCUUACCAUCCAACGCUACAAGUCUUUGACUUUACUACUACUGCAGCAGUAGCAUGCCCAGAGCAACUCCCAUACAAAGCUGUGUUCUCCUUUCUAAAUGCGACAUUGUGGGAAGUCAUUCUGUAAGUCAGUGCUCUACUGUCAAAGGGCCUCUAGUGGCCAGAGCCGGUCCUGUGGCAGCGAAGCUCUCCGGGAAGGGAAUCGAAAGUGUCUAACGCCUGCGUGAACCCAGAAAACAAGUUACAGCUCCGUUUCUUCAGUGGCCCAUUAUUCGAGCCCCCGGUGAUUCCUGUGGUGCUAUGUUGACCCGGUUAAAAGUAGCAACCGUAGUUUAUAAGCCGCUUGGCUCAGGGGAGGCGGUGGAAAGGGGUGGAUCCCUACAUUUUCCACUCCAGCGUCUUCCAAAAGUCAACAGUGUAGGAACCGAGGUGCUAAACAGCAGCUGAAGCGCAGCAUCUGCAGAACCACUAGUGGGGGAAGAGAAGACGAGAAAGGGCCACGCCUCAUAGGCAGUGGAGGACUCCCCAUCAGUCCCCAUCCAGUACGGCCAUGGUCACGGGGAUUAUGGGAGUUGUAGUCCAACGACGUUUGGGAGGCCACAGGUUGCCUGCCCAUCCCUGUUUGUGUCUCCCGUGCGCUGAUUAACUUGGCAGACAUUUGACUUCUGGCGAGCUUACUCCGAGGCUGAUCCGGCAGGGAUGAGCCAGCCAUUUCCACCGGCUGUUCCUCAAGCCCAAGAGGCCGCUGGAUGCUGCAGUCGACUCCUCGAAGACCAGCAGGUCUCCUGAGUAAAAUGGAUUUAGCCUCGCAGCUUAAAUUUUCUACUGCUUACCAUAGCUGUCAACUUCUCCCCUUUUUAAAAGGGAAAUUCCCUUAUGCUGAAUAGGCUUCCUCGCGAGAAAAGGGAGAACUUGACAGCUAUGCUGCUUACGCAUACCGCUGAAUAAAGUUCGCUGCUGAGCCAAGAGAACUUGCUUGCCGUGUAUCCGCACCUAUAUAAAUUUCUGUGGGUGGAAUGAAAGACUUUUCCUGAGGGACUCGAGGCCGAAUCGGAGUUUCCCAAGUCCAUGCGCUUCCCUUAUAAAGAAAAAUUACGGUUCCUUUGAUGUUCCAACGGCUUGCUCUUGAGUAAUCGGCUGAAGCCAAAACCUGUACUGGAACAUUUUGCUCCAUAAUUAAACGUGGUAAAAAGCCUCUCCUCCCACCUCCUUUUCUUGCAACGACAUUAGGUUCUUGCAUGGCCGCUGCAACAUUCCUCUUUUUGCUUAGGGAGGGGAAAGACGUGGAUGAUCCUUCCUCCGCUCGGGCUACCUGAUCCUCUCUGAAAUAAAGGCUGCAGCCGCACCGAGUUUGUGCUUCGGCCCAUCCACGGAUACCCGGCGUCCUCAAGGGACGUGGACUGUUUGAACCCCCCACCACCUGGUGGUUGCGCUCUCGCUCUUUUCCUUUCCCCUCCUUUUGCAGCGGAGGU